Messenger RNA from Paramecium sonneborni, 263 nucleotides. Lineage: Eukaryota; Ciliophora; Oligohymenophorea; Peniculida; Parameciidae. The record is from the annotation of a GenBank genome assembly.
AAAUACCCAAUGAUAUCAAUCAAUAAAUGAAUUGCUAAUGGAGAUUCAACUAAAACAUAUACUUUAUCUUCAUUCAAACCCUAAUCAUUAGUAUUUUCUUACCUUUUAAAUAGUCUUUUUAACGAUUUCUUCUUUAGCCUCUGCUUUACUCGACAAUUCAAAUACUGUUUGGGCUCUAUCAAUAUUUUGCUUUAUUGAUUUACCCAAAAUUAUCAAGUAUUUUACAUGAAAGAAGUUAUUCAAAGAAUCUUUGGAUAGCCUAG